Talaromyces stipitatus ATCC 10500 is the source of this 1714-nucleotide messenger RNA. RefSeq names its product tRNA-splicing endonuclease subunit Sen2, putative. NCBI's taxonomy places the organism in Eukaryota, Fungi, Ascomycota, Eurotiomycetes, Eurotiales, Trichocomaceae. The coding region runs from base 196 to 1584 and encodes 462 amino acids. Gene Ontology annotation, biological process: tRNA splicing, via endonucleolytic cleavage and ligation; tRNA-type intron splice site recognition and cleavage. Gene Ontology annotation, cellular component: tRNA-intron endonuclease complex. The record is from RefSeq and is a predicted model, not a curated record. The transcript is spliced from 2 exons. Gene Ontology annotation, molecular function: nucleic acid binding; tRNA-intron lyase activity.
AUUCCUCUUUCAUUGUUGACAACGAUAUUUCUGUUUUUCGAGCCUUGGAAUUCAUUGAUUAUAUGAUAUCCAGACGAAAAGUCAUAAGGAUGAUGUACUAACCUAAUUGUUUAACGAAUACUGCCAAAGUACAGCCAUUCUAGGGAGCAUUGCUCCCAACAUCAUGCCAUAACUGGUAGGGAUUGGAGAACAACCAUGGCUUCAAAUACGGUGAACUCGCCUGCCCGGCCGCUUCAAGCCGGCGGCAAGGACAAGCAUCCUCGACCAGCAAAGCCCAACUACAAGCAUAUUCAUCGCUUCCCACUUCCUGUUGCAGUGCAUCCAUUACCACCUCUGAUCCCCCACAACCCAUUGUCUGUCAUUAGUGUCCUCCUGUCGUAUCUCACAACAUACUUAGUCUCUCCACCAAAGAAAGAAAUAUAUUCCGCUUAUUUUGAUGCAUCUACCUCAUCCAUACAAGUCACGGAUCCAAAAACCAUGAGAGCCCUAUGGGAGAUGGGUUUCUUCGGUAGAGGUAACCUGAGCAGAAGUGAGCCUAGCUGGCUUGAGCGGGAAAAGAAAAGAAGAGGUCUAUUAGCCACGAAGACGAACGAGGAAGUAACGGGUCAGCGAAGAGUAGAGCGUCGUGAAAUGAAACUUGAACGAGCGAGGAAAGAACAAGAGGCUAUUGCUCAGCAGUUAAAGGAAGAGGCAGCUAGGCUUCAAGCGGGUGCUUCCCGCUCAUCAGACCAACUGGCUACCUCUGCUGGCGAGCACAUGAAUGGCUUUCCUAAUGGAUCUGCUGAUAGACUUGCUCUUGCUUCCGAAGUUGUAACGGUUGAGGAGCACACAAACGGUCCCUCGAAUGGGUCCGUCGAGAAGAUCACUGUCUCGUCCGGUGAAACGUCAAGUACAACCAAGACUGUUCGAUUCUCGCCGGUCGUGGAAGAGAAGAAAUUCACACCGGAACCACAAGAGUCUAUAUAUGACUCCACAAAACUUGCCGAGAAUGUGUUGAUCAAUGAGGAGCAUCUUCAGCUUACUCACGAAGAGGCUCUCUUUCUUGUGUAUGGAUUGGGAGCUCUUCAAGUAUUUGACCAAGACACGAAUACGAUCAUCCCGACACCAUCUCUUAUCAAAUUAUUCACCCAGAACUCCACAUUUCCUGCCCGGUCAGAUACAGAACCGAUCUCUCCGGAUGAUCCAUUCCUCAUCUCCUAUGUUGCUUACCACCACUUCCGUUCUCUUGGCUGGGUCGUUCGAUCCGGUGUCAAAUUUGGCACCGACUACCUACUAUACAACCGUGGACCGGUCUUUGCACACGCAGAAUUUGCCGUCCUCGUUCUACCUUCUUAUGAAAAUCCAUACUGGGAAUCUACACCCGAACUCAGAGAAUACUCGACCAAGAAGCAGUCGCGGAGUUGGUGGUGGCUACAUGGCGUAAACCGUGUACAGGCACAAGUUAAGAAAACACUUGUUCUGUGUUUUGUUGAUGUGCCACCCCCGCUGCCUUCGUCGUGGGAGAAUUUAGGAGGGAUUCUUCGUCAGUACAAAGUACGCGAGAUUCUCCUUCGGCGCUGGCUGCCUAAUCGGUCGCGAGAUUGAUCGAUGCGAUCUGUUUCGUCAUAUGCAAUUUUCUGGUCUGUACAUAAAUGCAUGAUGACUGUAUGAUAGCAUGAUACCCAGUUUCUGAGAUAGUUAGGAUUAUAGUCAAUACCUUUUAAUGUAAGUCGCG